Molecule: messenger RNA, 1917 nt
Organism: Drosophila yakuba
Lineage: Eukaryota; Metazoa; Arthropoda; Insecta; Diptera; Drosophilidae
Product: titin homolog
Exons: 1
Coding region: 144-1670 (508 amino acids)
Source: RefSeq, a predicted model, not a curated record
GCUGGUCGGAGUGUACAUUUAAUGUUUCAGCAGUCUACAGACACAAAGCCGACACGACAUAUCGUCUCGAAAACUCGAGAGAAAUCUUUCCCGAUCUAAUACCCACAUCCCCCACAUUUGUCGAUCUUUCGCAGACCGCCGGAAUGGCCUUUGUAGCGCGUCGGAGUAGCGAUGGCACUGUGGUGGAUCGCCAGCAGGUGUCCAGUCGGGGCAGCGUACGUCCCCUUUCCCAGUCGGACAUCAGUGACGAGGAUUCGGAGUCGCUGCUGGGCUAUACUAACCGCACCUAUGGAGCUCCCACUGUGAGGUAUGUUGGCCAGGGAGACGAUCGUGACGCGUUGGAAUCUCAGACGGAAACGAAGACGGAUUUCGAGGAUGCCGACAACCUUCAAUUCGAGGAUUCCCUGGAGGAACACGCCGACAUCUCGGACAGCGAAACCGAUUCCAUUUUGAGCUUCUGCAAAGAACUGGAGGAGGAGGAGGCCAACGAUGCCUUGCUAAGUGGUAUGGUGAGCUUUGCAGGCGGAGAGCCGAAAGCUAUGGAUGAAGCUGAUGCCGAAGUUGUGGAUCAACGAGGCAUGAAGCAGGAGGAUGAGGCAGCUGCCACGGACACGGAGACCGUGAUGAACGUGGACCACGAUGUGCAGAGCCUGAGCUCCUUUGCCAGCUGCACGCCAACGGUGACGCAGCGCGGUGAGGAUGUCGACAACUUGGACAAUAUCAGCGGCAGGACAUUUUUCAAGCAGGACGAGCUGGACAGCAUCAGCACCAGGACCUUCUUCAAGGAGGACAAGCUGGAUGCACUGAGCAGCAGGACCUUCCACAAGAAGGCCUCCUUGAAGGAUAAGAGGAAGCACACGCCCUCGUCCCUCGAGGCGGAUCUGGGCCAGUUGUCCAGUCGCACAUACGACCUCAGUAACUCGGGAAGCAACCGCAACCACGACGGCUCCUCGAUGUCCACCUGCAGCUGGUCGGACAUGUACCGCGGUGCCCUACAGCCCUGCGAUGGACGCAGCGAAAUUCCCACCCUGAGCCUGGCCAGCGGCGCCUCGGAGACGUCCACGUACUGCAAGCAGCUGGAGGAGCGCCAGAGCGCGGAGUCCUUUGAGAAGUGGAAGAAACGAAAGGCGGCCCAGAAGCAGAAGGAUCUGCUGGCUGCCAAGCUGGAGCGCCAGAAGCGGGAGGCGGAGGCGGCAAAGCGACAGGUACUUGCCCAGGAACACUUCGAGAAGUGGCGUCGCCGCAAAGAGCAGCAGCAGCAGCAACAGCAACAACAACAGCAAAAGCCGAAGAUGAAGGCUUCCGCCGCCAGUCCGCCAGGUUCGGGCUCCGUUUCCGGCUCUGGUGUCGGUCCUGCCAAAAAGGUCCUGCCGCCGGAGAUGACACAGAAGCGGCUGCAGGAGUGGGAGCGAGUCAAGAAGGAGCAGCAGCAGUUGGAAAGAGAACGCCUGCGCAGACUGCAGAGUAACAAGCAGAAGCUGGAGGACGAACGCCGACAGCUCUCCCAAGGCGCCUGGCAAAACUGGAUGAAACAGGUGGACAAGCGGGCCAAGCCGGUUCCCCUCAAUCAGGGCUUCGAUACGCUGCGCGGCACCAUAUCCAACAUCUACAUUAACCCAGUGCAGUGGGUGUCCAACAUCGAUCCGCAGGAUGCGGGGCGCAGUCGUUAAGAGUUCCACGGAACAUUCUCCCACAUUCGUUAGUCCAUCGCCCUUUCACGCUGCAAUGCAUGCAAAUCCUACAAGGGACGACUGGUGCUGGAAGACAGAAGCAGAUCGCAUCGGUUGCUGGGCUAGCAAAAUGAUUUUAAUUCUACUACACAUUAUACACGACUUUUGAUUAGUGGCGGUGGAUCCCACUUUGUUUUACCUUCGCAAGUUACUCAAUAAACUACAAGAUCAGCGGCUUUAACUGCAA